GUAGAAUGAAAAAAGAGAAAAAAUUAUAAAAGAAGGUGCGCUGUUUCGUAUCUUUUAUCAGAACGUUUAUAACCUUCGCAGCAAGAGAAUAAUUAGUUUUUGCAAUGAAACUUGUGCACGUUUUGUUGAUUGCUGUAAAUUUAGUACAAUUAAAUCUUGGAGCAAGACCGGGCUUUUUACGCAGAUACAUUUUCCAAGAUGAAAAUCGUAAACAUCACGAACAUGGCUUCACUACAUGGCCGCCUGACAUAAAUUGCGUACCGACUGGCACAACAUGGCAACCAACUGAUAGCCCUACAUCGGAUUGUGCUCCAACUUGCACGACAUGGCGUCCGUCAACUGAUGAUCCCACCGGAACAACUUGGCAACCAACUGAUAGACCUACUGUAGACUGUGCCCCAACUUGUACAACAUUCGUUCCAACAACUGCUGACCCAACAAACAGUCCUACAUCGGAUUGUGCCCCAACUUGUACGACAUUCGUUCCUACAACUGCUGAACCAACUCACAGUCCUACAUCGGAUUGUGCUCCAACUUGCACUACAUGGCGUCCGUCAACUGAUGAUCCCACCGGAACAACAUGGCAACCAACUGAUAGACCUACUGUAGACUGUGCCCCAACUUGUACAACAUUCGUUCCAACAACUGCUGACCCAACAAACAGUCCUACAUCAGAUUGUGCCCCAACUUGUACGACAUUCGUUCCAACAACAGCUGAACCAACUCACAGUCCUACAUCGGAUUGUGCUCCAACUUGCACGACAUGGCGUCCGUCAACUGAUGAUCCCACCGGAACAACAAGGCAAACAACUGAUAGACCUACUGUAGACUGUGCCCCAACUUGUACAACAUUCGUUCCAACAACUGCUGACCCAACAAACAGUCCUACAUCAGAUUGUGCCCCAACUUGUACGACAUUCGUUCCAACAACAGCUGAACCAACUCACAGUCCUACAUCGGAUUGUGCUCCAACUUGCACGACAUGGCGUCCGUCAACUGAUGAUCCCACCGGAACAACAUGGCAACCAACUGACAGACCUACUGUAGACUGUGCCCCAACCUGUACAACAUUCAUUCCAACAACUGCUGACCCAACAAACAGUCCUACAUCGGAUUGCGCCCCAACUUGUACGACAUUCGUUCCUACAACUGCUGAACCAACUCACAGUCCUACAUCGGAUUGUGCUCCAACUUGCACUACAUGGCGUCCGUCAACUGAUGAUCCCACCGGAACAACAUGGCAACCAACUGAUCGCCCCACUGUAGACUGUGCUCCAACUUGUACAACAUAUCGUCCUUCAACUGAUAAUCCCACUGGCACAACAUGGCAACCAACUGAUCGCCCCACUGUAGACUGUGCUCCAACUUGUACAACAUAUCGUCCUUCAACUGAUAAUCCCACUGGAACAACAUGGCAACCAACUGAUCGCCCCACUGUAGACUGUGCUCCAACUUGUACAACAUAUCGUCCUUCAACUGAUAAUCCCACUGGCACAACAUGGCAACCAACUGAUCGUCCCACUGUAGACUGUGCUCCAACUUGUACAACAUAUCGUCCUUCAACUGAUAAUCCCACUGGCACAACAUGGCAACCAACUGAUCGCCCCACUGUAGACUGUGCUCCAACUUGUACAACAUAUCGUCCUUCAACUGAUAAUCCCACUGGCACAACAUGGCAACCAACUGAUCGCCCCACUGUAGACUGUGCUCCAACUUGUACAACAUAUCGUCCUUCAACUGAUAAUCCCACUGGAACAACAUGGCAACCAACUGAUCGCCCCACUGUAGACUGUGCUCCAACUUGUACAACAUAUCGUCCUUCAAUUGAUAAUCCCACUGGCACUACAUGGCAACCAACUGAUCGCCCCACUGUAGACUGUGCUCCAACUUGUACAACAUAUCGUCCCACUUGAAAUAUUGUAAUUAGUGUACAUUUCUCACCUUGGGAAACACUUUCUUUCAAAUGUCAAUCAAUGUUGAAAUAAAUUUGGUCACUGUA
This is a messenger RNA of Bradysia coprophila, 1999 nucleotides long. RefSeq names its product salivary glue protein Sgs-3-like. The record is from RefSeq and is a predicted model, not a curated record. NCBI's taxonomy places the organism in Eukaryota, Metazoa, Arthropoda, Insecta, Diptera, Sciaridae.